Molecule: messenger RNA, 1988 nt
Organism: Rhodamnia argentea
Lineage: Eukaryota; Viridiplantae; Streptophyta; Magnoliopsida; Myrtales; Myrtaceae
Product: guard cell S-type anion channel SLAC1
Exons: 3
Coding region: 61-1824 (587 amino acids)
Biological process (GO): stomatal closure; transmembrane transport; intracellular monoatomic ion homeostasis
Cellular component (GO): membrane
Molecular function (GO): voltage-gated monoatomic anion channel activity
Source: RefSeq, a predicted model, not a curated record
ACCCUGUCAAACCAAACGCUUUGUCCUCGUUCUCUUCUUUGCUUCCGUUCGUCUCCGAGAAUGGAUGCUCGACCGCUGAAUUCUCCCCGCGCCCAUUUCGUCAACAUUGGCGAAGUCUUGCCAGAAGAAGAAGUGGAACAAGCGACUACAACAACAGCGAUGAAUGGAGACAACAGACCUGACGGCAACAAGCGCGCCAACCGAGCAUCAAAGCUCCGAGACUCGAGGAGGCAGCAGCGGCCUUUCAGCAGGCAAAUUUCGCUGGAAACGGGGUUCUCGGUGCUCAACAGAGAGAAGAACAACGGCUGCAACAAUGGUGAUGGCGGCGGCGGCGAGAGGAGGGUCCUCUCGAGGAGCGGGCUGAGCUUUGGGGGCUUCGACUCAGCGAUGAAAGGAGCGAGCGGAAGCACGGAUGGAGCGGUGAGGAAGGCGGACUUUAAUUUGUUCAGGACGAAAAGCGCGCUGAGCAAGCAGAACUCGCUGAUGAAGUCGAGGAAGGAGAGAGAGACGGUGGCGUCGGCCUUGCACGAGUACACGCAGAGGGACGAGGGUUUUGCGGGGAACAGGGAAGACGAGUCUGUGAACAGGAGUGUGCCUGCCGGGAGGUAUUUCGCUGCACUUCGUGGACCUGAGCUUGAUGAAGUCAAGGACUUUGAAGACAUCCUCCUCCCAAAGGACCAAACUUGGCCCUUCCUCCUCCGCUUCCCUAUCGGUUGCUUCGGUAUCUGCCUCGGCCUCAGUAGCCAAGCGGUCUUAUGGCGGUCCCUUGCCACGAGCCCGGCCACUCAGUUCCUCCACAUCUCCCCCUUCAUCAACCUCUCGCUCUGGCUCCUCGCCCUUGCCGUCCUAUUCUCCGUAACCGUAACCUACCUCCUCAAGUUCAUCUUCUACUUCGAAGCCGUCCGCCGGGAAUACUUCCACCCCGUCCGCAUCAACUUCUUCUUCGCCCCUUGGGUCGUCUGCAUGUUCCUAGCCAUCGGCGCACCGCCUUCCCUAUUUACCAAACCGCUCCAUCCCGCCAUAUGGUGCACAUUCAUGGCUCCUUAUUUCUUCCUCGAGCUCAAGAUUUACGGGCAGUGGCUCUCUGGGGGGAAGCGGCGGCUUUGCAAGGUCGCGAACCCUUCUUCGCAUCUCUCGGUGGUCGGGAACUUCGUGGGGGCAAUUUUGGCAGCAAAGGUCGGGUGGAAGGAGGCCGCCAAGUUCUUUUGGGCGGUCGGGUUCGCGCAUUAUCUGGUGUUGUUUGUGACUUUGUACCAAAGGUUGCCUACGAGCGAGGCUUUGCCAAAGGAGCUGCACCCUGUUUAUUCCAUGUUCAUCGCGGCUCCUUCCGCCGCGAGCAUCGCUUGGGAUGCCAUUUACGGCGAGUUCGAUGGCUUGUCCGGGACUUGCUACUUCAUUGCCUUGUUCCUCUAUGUGUCGCUGGUGGUGCGGAUCAAUUUCUUCACGGGGUUUAGAUUUUCUGUGGCCUGGUGGUCUUACACAUUCCCGAUGACGACGGUGUCCGUGGCGACAAUCAAGUAUGCCGAGCACGUCCCUUGCACCAUGAGCAAAGGCCUCGCGCUCACCCUUUCGUUCACUUCCUCGGCGAUGGUCGCCCUACUGUUUGUGUCGACGCUCCUCCACGCCUUCGUUUGGCACACGCUGUUCCCCAACGACCUCGCCAUUGCGAUAACCAAGAAGAGGCACGGUGGCAACGGCAAGGAGAAGAAGCCCAUCAAGCGAGCCUACGACAUAAGGCGAUGGGCGAAGCCGAGCUCUCUGCCCUUCGUAUCGGGCAUACGAAAGCAGAGCUCGGGAAGCAAGGACGAGAACGAAGUGGAGUGAAACUCCCGACCGUGGCGGGGUGAAUUCGAAUUUCGAAUCGGGACGGCGAAGGGACUUCAAUUUUGAUCGGAAAGUUGGUGUUGCGCUGAAUAAUGAAGAUGUUAGAUAAAGAGUGUUCUCUAAUUUCAGGUUCUGCUUGAAUGAAUGACAUUUAUACUUGAAGU